Lagopus leucura (white-tailed ptarmigan) is the source of this 1076-nucleotide messenger RNA. It is a transcript of the gene VTI1B, whose product is annotated as vesicle transport through interaction with t-SNAREs 1B. Gene Ontology annotation, cellular component: endoplasmic reticulum membrane; Golgi apparatus; ER to Golgi transport vesicle membrane. Bases 97 to 759 code for a protein of 220 amino acids. The record is from RefSeq and is a predicted model, not a curated record. Gene Ontology annotation, molecular function: SNAP receptor activity; SNARE binding. The transcript is spliced from 6 exons. Gene Ontology annotation, biological process: macroautophagy; vesicle fusion with Golgi apparatus; intra-Golgi vesicle-mediated transport. Lineage: Eukaryota; Metazoa; Chordata; Aves; Galliformes; Phasianidae.
CAUCAAUCAGUUUCGACCGUAGAUACGGUCCUCUGAGCAAAUAGUUGUCUUUUUCAACUGGUUCUGUUUCGAUUGAUUGAAAGUGAAGUCUCACAGAUGUUCAUGGACACGUGGGUGAUGUUUCUGUGGCUGAAGUGCAGUGCUGUACUGAUCCGACUGGGGGCACCCAAGGAGGAGGAGAAGAAAAAGCUAAUUCGGGAGUUUGAUGAGAAACAGCGCGAAGCAAAUGAAACGCUCCGGGAAAUGGAAGAAGAACUGAAGUAUGCACCUCUACCGUUCCGCAAUCAAAUGAUGAGCAAAAUCCGGGCAUACAGAAGGGACCUCUCCAUGUUCCAGAGGGAGAUAAGAAGCACAGAUUUGGGAUUAGGCCCCGGAAGUCAAGGGGAUAUGAAAUAUGGAAUCUUUUCCACAGAAAAUGAACAGAGUACUAAUCUGCAGUCACAGAGAGUGCUGCUUCUCCAGGGAACAGAUAGUCUGAACCGAGCCAGUCAGAGCAUUGAGCGCUCACACCGGAUUGCUGCUGAAACAGAUCGGAUUGGCACUGAUAUCAUUGAAGAACUUGGGGAGCAGCGAGAGCAACUGGAACGCACCAAGAGCAGAUUGGUGAAUACAAGUGAAAACUUAAGCAGGAGUCGUAAGAUUCUGCGUUCCAUGUCCAGGAGAAUAGCCACUAAUAAGUUGUUGCUGUCGAUCAUCAUCAUCCUGGAACUAGCCAUCCUAGGAGGUGUGGUCUACUACAAGUUCUUUCGCAGUAGAUGAACCUUUGUGACUUUGUUUUCCACUGCUGAGGAGUAGGAUGGGAUGUCUUCCCUGUGAUUGUCUAAAACUGAACUAUCUCAUAAGACAGCAUGCACCGCUGAAACUGUCCUGACACGGGAAAGACAGUGAAAGGAAGUAAAAGGAAAAUACAGAGACAGACUAGCAAACUACUGGUGAGAUUACAGAGAAGGUAAUAAAUAUUUUAUUGCCUCAAUUUGUAUAUACUUAACUAAAUGAAUAAAUCUUCAUAUGUAAUACAGUAGCCACUGAUCAAGUGGAAAAACUACUUUUAUUUAAAAAUUGACAAGUUAACAGUA